ACAAACACACACACAUAUGAUGCUCUUAUUCUUGAUAGUAUAAAUGGGUAUAAAAGGAGCAUAACCCUCAAACUUAAUUCUUUGUACUUCUUACUAUCAUUGUAUUAUAUUACAUUAUAUCAUGAAGAUGUGUUGGGUUUUACUUCUGUUCUUUCUGUUUCUUAACUUUAAUUUUAAUAAUGGUUUUUCUAAGCCUCUUGUUCACAACAACAGCAAACUUCAACCUGCCGUUGUUGUUGGUACUGUCUUUUGUGAUACUUGCUUCCAACAACAUCUUUCCAGUUCUCACCAUUUCAUCUCAGGUGCUAGAAUUGAAGUAGAAUGUAGAGAUGAAAACAACCCAAUUGCCAGUUUCAAACAGCAAGUUAAAACCAACAAAAAUGGAAAAUUCAGAGUUGUUUUGCCAUUCUCAAUUGCUAAACAUAUCAAGAAGAUUGAAAGGUGUUCUGUUAAAUUGAUCAAAUCCAGUGAACCAUUCUGCUCUGUGGUCUCCUCUGCAUCUUCCUCUUUUCUCAAAUUCAAAAACUCAAAGAACAAAAAUGGAGUCCGCAUUUUCUCUGCCGGAUUUUUCACUUUCAAGCCUUUGCAACAACCCACUUUGUGCAAUCAGAAAUCUAACCCACAGCUUCCCUUUCCGCCACUUGUUCCGCCCGUAAUUCAGCCACCCUCGUUUUUACCGCCCAACCCCCUGCAGCCGACGCCACUCGUUCCCAACCCCUUUCAGCCGCCGGCGCCACUGAUCCCUAACCCAUUUCAGCCGCCGGCGCCACUGAUCCCAAACCCAUUUCAACCACCUGCUCCGGUGAUUCCUAACCCAUUUCAGCCGGCGCCAGCAACGGGUCUUCCUCUACCGCCUCUGCCGUUUAUCACUCCGUCGCCGCCUCCACCAACAUUGCUGCCGCCGUCGUUUUUGCCACCGUUUCUGCCGCCGAUCCCUGGGAUUCCGUCUGGUCCGCCUAGAGAGGAAACUUCUUCACCGAUCAAACAGAGCCCAUGAAGGAUGACUUUUCAUUAUAAUUAAUUAUGGUUAAGAUUGUUUUUUCUUUUCAGAUGAUUAUGAUUUGUAGUUAUAUGAUUAUGUGUUAUGGAUUAGUAUAAUCUGAAACAAAAUUAGCAUAA
Molecule: messenger RNA, 1119 nt
Organism: Cucumis melo (muskmelon)
Lineage: Eukaryota; Viridiplantae; Streptophyta; Magnoliopsida; Cucurbitales; Cucurbitaceae
Exons: 2
Coding region: 122-997 (291 amino acids)
Source: RefSeq, a predicted model, not a curated record